Molecule: messenger RNA, 9622 nt
Organism: Coregonus sp. 'balchen'
Lineage: Eukaryota; Metazoa; Chordata; Actinopteri; Salmoniformes; Salmonidae
Source: the annotation of a GenBank genome assembly
GGCAAAAGCAAGGUACAAACAAAAACAUGUGGGUGUAGCAUUGAACUAACGGGUGCGUAUUAGGUUUCUUUUGAAAUAUUAAUGAGCUUACGAGCGGGCUAUGAGUUCGGGAAUGUUUGUAAAUCGAUUGAAAUACACAUAAUAGUUGUAUUUUCAUGUAGUUGUACAUUUUUGCAUGUUAACUGCUAGCAUAGCUUGCUUGCUUAGGCAUAUUGCAUAGCCUAUUUGCAUAUUGUUGCUAGCUGCACCUGCCAGUCAAUCAAUUUCCUCAACCUGCGUGUUUGGUCUUGACCAAAAAUGUAUCUUAGUUUAUUCUUAAUUUUCCGAUCUUGUGUGGGGUGGUGAAAUUUUAGCGAACCAUUUAAACUAUCUUGCUAUUAUCUGUAAUUGUAUUAUUUUAAAGCAUUGUUCAUAGCUAGUUAUCCCAGUUUUGUAUCAGAUAACAAUAUUUGUUUCCAGUAUUAGUUUAACCUUUUUUAACAUAUUUUGCGUAAUACAUGGAUCCUUGUGCCACGCCCACUCUAGUCAGCCUACUCAGUUGUUUUCCACAAAGUGAAAGAAGCCAUACAAAGGCCUUUGAAUGUUAGGGGAAAAUACAGCAUAAGUGUGUGCUGGUACUGAUUUCCACUUUGCUGUCGUCCAGCCCCUAUGACAUCACUGCAGCUGAGAGUGGAGAAGACACACCAGCCUAGUGAGUGACUGCGAGCUGUGGCGGAGGAGAGGGGUCAACAUGGGACUGCACUCAGCCCAGAAGAAACACUUUCCCCUAAAGGGGAUUGAUGGUGUGGUCGCGCUGUUCGACGCGGAGCUCCGUAAACCCGAACCGGACCUGGCCCUUCUCUCAUUGGUCCUGGGCUUCGUUGAACACUUCCUGGCUGUGAACCGGGUCAUACCAAUAAACGUCCCGGGGGUGCGCUUCGAGCCGCUGGAGCCAGACUGUCCAAACUCCUGCUUCCCCACAGUGGAGUUAGGGAUGCUGUCAGCCCUACGUGAGCGUUUCACUGCCCAGAUCCGGGGCGCAGUGGAUCUAUCCCAGUACCGCAGCCCAUCCGGCGGAUCCAGCAGGGAACUGGUGAAGAAGGUGUCUGACGUCAUCUGGAACAGCCUGAGCCGUUCCUACUUUAAGGACCGUGCCCACAUCCAGUCCCUCUUCAGUCUCAUCACUGGUAGGGGUUGGGGUAUUAUGUGGGUACAUAGGUGAUCAUAUCAUACAUCAUAUUCUAUGAUGAAUGUGAUAAGGUAUAUAGAAUAUGAUGAGGUAUUGCAUCGCUAACAGUAUUUCUUAGGAAACAUGUACUCCUGAGUGGCGCAGUGGUCUAAGGCACUGCAUCGCAGUGCUAACUGUGCCACUAGAGAUCCUGGUUCGUAUCCAGGCUCUGUCGCAGCCGGCCGCGACCGGGAGACUCAUGGGGCGGCGCACAAUUGGCCCAGCGUCGUCCAGGGUAGGGGAGGGAAUGGCCGGCAGGGAUGUAGCUCAGUUGAUAGAGCAUGGCGUUUGCAACGCCAGGGUUGUGGGUUCGAUUCCCACGGGGGGCCAGUAUAAAAAAAUAUAUAAAAAAAUAUGUAUUCACUAACUGUAAGUCGCUCUGGAUAAGAGCGUCUGCUAAAUGACUAAAAAAUGUAAAAAAUGUAAAUAUUUAUUUCUAUAUAUAUAUACAGUGAGGGAAAAAAGUAUUUGAUCCCCUGCUGAUUUUGUACGUUUUCACACUGACAAAGACCUGAUCAGUCUGUAAUUUUAAUGGUAGGUUUAUUUGAACAGUGAGAGACAGAAUAACAACAACAAAAUCCAGAAAAACGCAUGUCAAAAAUGUUAUAAAUUGAUUUGCAUUUUAAUGAGGGUAAUAAGUAUUUGACCCCUCUGCAAAACAUUACUUAGUACCGUAUUUUCCGCACUAUAAGGCGCACCGGAUUAUAAGGCGCACCUUCAAUGAAUGGCCUAUUUUAGAACUGUUUUCAUAUAUAGGGCGCACCGGAUUAUAAGGCGCAUAGAAUAGAAGAUACUGUAGUCAAACGAAUUGACUGGGGUUGCGUUAUGCAUCCACUAGAUGGAGCUGUGCUAAAAGGAAUGUCAACAAAACAGUCAGAUAAAGUCAAACUUUAUUAAGCGUUCUGACAACUCCGUUCACUCCCAUGGUAAUGUUGUUCAAACGUUAAUGUGCAUAUUAACAAUAUCUCCCAGCCUUGCUCACUCUUCUCCCAAACGUGGAGGGGAACCUUUCCCUGAUUCAGUAAACACGUAGUAAAAGAAACAGUCUGAUACCACUAAAUCAAACGUUAGUGCAUAACUCAACAUUGUUCAGUUACAUAUAACACGUAAAGCUCACUUUUUCAGUUCAUUCCCCAUCCACGAACCCCUCGAAUUCUUCUUCUUCAGUGUCCGAAUUGAACAGUUGGGCGACUACGGCAUCCAACCUGCCCGGCUCCCUCUCGUCAUUAUCAGAGUCAGUGUCGCUGCUGUUGCCUGGCAGUUCAGAGAUUAUUCCUGCCUUCGUGAAAGCUUUGACCACAGUUGAGACCGAUAUAUCAGCCCAGGCAUCCACGAUCCAUUGGCAGAUAGUGGCGUAAGUCGCCCGGCGCUGUCUCCCCGUCUUGGUGAACGUGUGUUCGCCUUCUGUCAUCCACUGCUCCCACGCAGCUCGCAGUCUAGCUUUGAACGCCCUGUUGACACCAAUAUCUAGCGGCUGGAGUUCUUUAGUUAAUCCACCCGGAAUGACGGCAAGCUCCGAAUUAGUUUGCUUCACUUGUUUUUUGACAGCAUCGGUGAUAUGGGCGCGCAUUGAGUCGUAGAUCAAUAGGGACGGAGCUGUGUGGAAAAAGCCACCCGGUCUCUUGACGUAAAUUUCUCUCAGCCACUCACUCAUCUUUUCCUCAUCCAUCCAUCCCUUCGGGCUAGCUUUGAUGACGACGCCGGCUGGAAAGUUCUCUUUUGGCAAGGUCUUCCUCUUGAAAAUAAUCAUGGGUGGAAGUUUCUGGCCAUUAGCCUGGCAGGCGAGAACUACAGUGAAGGAUGACUUCUCAUUCCCUGUGGUACGUACAGACACCGUACUGGUCCCCGUUUUCUCCACAGUGCGGUUCACGGGAAUAUCAAAGGUGAGUGGAACCUCGUCCAUGUUGGUGAUGUGCUCUGGCCGGAUCUUCUUUUCAGUGAUCUUCUUUUUGCAGUAUGCGCGGAAAGUGACCAGCUUUUCUUGGUAAUCUUUUGGCAGUUGCUGCGAGACGGUAGUUCGUGUGCGGAUGGAGAGAUUACGUCUUUUCAUAAAACGAAAGCACCAAGAAGGACCGCCUCGAAAUUCAUCGAUUGUCAUGUCCCGUGCUAGCGCUGUUGCCUUCAUUCGAAUAGUGACUGUAGAGACGCUUCUACUUGCUGCUCUCUGUUCAACAACCCACUGUUCGAGUUUGUCCUCUAACUGUGGCCCUCUCGCUUUGUUCCCGCGGAAACUCUGUUUAGUCUUCUUUACUUGGCGCAGGUCAUCUUCUUGCUUCCUCCACUUCCGUACCAUUGAUUCAUUAAUGUUGAAUUCUCUCGCUGCUGCUCUAUUGCCAUAUUCUACUGCAUGACCGACAGCCUUGAGCUUGAACUCUGCGUCGUAAGCGUGUCUCUUGAAAGGUGCCAUUUUGGGGUCUUUAUACACACACAAGUGGUGUGGGACUGUGAGUAAGCACAAUACCGGUGUGUACUGGCUACCGUAAUGCUGCAAGUGGUGCGGCUUUGUAGUUUACCAGUCGUACUGAAACAUUUCAUUAUUAUUAAAUUGUUUUUAUUGGUUUUUCAUACUGAAACAUUUUGACAGAGCACCUUGAGCGCCGUGUACAACCAGUAUGGAUCAACCAAUUAACCAAUUGAUCCAUAUAUAAGGCGCUCCGAAUUAUAAGGCGCACUGUCGUUUUUUGAGAAAAUUAAAGGCUUUUAAGUGCGCCUUAUAGUGCGGAAAAUACGGUACUUGGUGGCAAAACCCUUGUUGGCAAUCAGAGGUCAGACGUUUCUUGUAGUUGGCCACCAGGUUUGCACACAUCUCAGGAGGGAUUUUGUUCCACUCCUCUUUGCAGAUCUUCUCCAAGUCAUUAAGGUUUCGAGGCUGACGUUUGGCAACUCGAACCUUCAGCUCCCUCCACAGAUUUUCUAUGGGAUUAAGAUCUGGAGACUGGCUAGGCCACUCCAGGACCUUAAUGUGCUUCUUCUUGAGCCACUCCUUUGUUGCCUUGGCCGUGUGUUUUGGGUCAUUGUCAUGCUGGAAAACCCAUCCACAACCCAUUUUCAAUGCCCUGGCUGAGGGAAGGAGGUUCUCACCCAAGAUUUGGCCCCGUCCAUCAUCCCUUUGAUGCGGUGAAGUUGUCCUGUCCCCUUAGCAGAAAAACACCCCCAAAGCAUAAUGUUUCCACCUCCAUGUUUGACGGUGGGGAUGAUGUUCUUGGGGUCAUAGGCAGCAUUCCACCUCCUCCAAACACAGCAAGUUGAGUUGAUGCCAAAGAGAUCGAUUUUGGUCUCAUCUGACCACAACACUUUCACCCAGUUCUCCUCUGAAUCAUUCAGAUGUUCAUUGGCAAACUUCAGACGGCCCUGUAUAUGUGCUUUCAUGAGCAGGGGGACCUUGUGGGCGCUGCAGGAUUUCAGUCCUUCACGGCGUAGUGUGUUACCAAUUGUUUUCUUGGUGACUAUGGUCCCAGCUGCCUUGAGAUCACUGACAAGAUCCUCCCGUGUAGUUCUGGGCUGAUUCCUCACCGUUCUCAUGAUCAUUGCAACUCCACGAGGUGAGAUCUUGCAUGGAGCCCCAGGCCGAGGGAGAUUGACAGUUCUUUUGUGUUUCUUCCAUUUGCGAAUAAUCGCACCAACUGUUGUCACCUCACCAAGCUGCUUGGCGAUGGUCUUGUAGCCCAUUCCAGCCUUGUGUAGGUCUACAAUCUUGUCCCUGACAUCCCUCGAGAGCUCUUUGGUCUUGGCCAUGGUGGAGAGUUUGGAAUCUGAUUGAUUGCUUCUGUGGACAGGUGUCUUUUAUACAGGUAACAAGCUGAGAUUAGGAGCACUCCCUUUAAGAGUGUGCUCCUAAUCUCAGCUCGUUACCUGUAUAAAAGACACCUUGGAGCCAGAAAUCUUUCUGAUUGAGAGCGGGUCAAAUACUUAUUUCCCUAAUUAAUUUUUUUGUUGUUAUUCUGUCUCUCACUGUUCAAAUAAACCUACCAUUAAAAUUAUAGACUGAUAAUUUCUUUGUCAGUGGGCAAACGUAUAAAAUCAGCAGGGGAUCAAAUACUUUUUCCCCUCACUGUAUGUAUGUGUAUGUAUGUAUAUAUAUAUACUUUUUUUAUAUAAUAUGGGUUGGGGAUAGGGUGGGGCCGCCAGGGGUAUGUUUCGAAUAGGUGUGGGUGGGAGGGUGUGUAGGUUUUUUUUUUUUUUUUUUUUUUUACGGUAAAAGUGUCAUGUUUUAUUUAUGUGAUUUGUAUUGCCCUUGUGACCCAGUAAAAACAAUUGUUCACAAAAAGGAAGCAUGUUGUAUAGUUAUGCAAAAAUACAAGGACGUUUUGUCUGAAGGAGGGUAAUGCUAUUACUAACUCAAACCUAUUACUUUUCUUUACUUCGAACAGGCACAAAGCUGGAUAGCUCUGGGGUGGCGUUUGCGGUGGUGGCAGCGUGCCAGGUUCUGGGGCUGCGGGACGUGCACCUGGCCCUGUCCGAGGACCACGCCUGGGUCAUCUUUGGCAAGAACGGAGAGGAGACAGCCGAGGUCACCUGGCACGGCAAGGGCAACGAGGACCGGAGGGGGCAGACAGUUGCCGCCGGUGUCGGUGAGAGGGUAAGUAAGGUACAGAGAUAUUUCCACUCCUUGCAGAAACAUGACAUUAUAAUAACAUGCGCUCUCACACACCUUUUUAAUAUAGCUACAUAUCAACUACAUAGAACUGCUGUUCAACACACACACACACUCCUCUCACCUUGAACUUGUAAACACAGUACAACACCUCUCAACCCUAACCCCCAUCUCUCCCCUGUCCCCCAGAGCUGGCUGUACCUGAAGGGCUCCUAUAUGAAGUGUAACAGGAACAUGGAGGUGGCCUUCAUGGUGUGUGCCAUCAACCCCUCACUGGACCUGCACACUGACAGCUCUGAGAUGCUACAGCUUCAACAGGUCAGACCACCAUCAGUACUAGAUGUACACUAGCACAUUGGGGAUAGUAAGUGUGAUAUAAUGAAUAUUGUAAGGGGGGAGUUUCACCUGAAACACACCUGUUGGCAUCAUCAAAGACCAAGACAUCAAGCUGGCUGGAACAGUAGUUUAUAUUUACCUCAAAUGCUUCCUCUGUGUUGUCCUCUGUCUCUCUCUCUGAUCUGUCUGUCUGUCUCUCUCUCUGAUCUUUUUCCUACACAGAGGCUUCUAUGGCUGCUCUAUGAGCGAGGAGACCUGGAAAGGUGAUAGUUUUUUGGUACAUUUCAAAAGCUUGCUGAAAGACUCAAUUGUUUUGAAGUGUUGUGGUGAAAAUGCCUCUUGGUUACAUCCAAAUUAAUUAUUUUCUGUUGUAAGCAUGUUACUAUUCUGUCGUAUCAACCAACUCGCUCUUUUCCCUUGCCGUGCCACAGAUACCCCAUGGCCAUGGGAACCUUGGCAGACCUGGAGGACCAGGAGCCCAUCCCUGGCAAAGAGAACCCACACACCAUCCACCUUAAAGUGAGUUUGUGGCUCUGUACACCAACAUUGAAACUACAACAAGCUGUAACAUUUUGACUGAAAUGUCGUCUUAACAAAAUAAUUUAUGAGAGAUAAUUUCAUUGGCACGUUUGAGGAGUAAUUCAUACCUUGCAUGUAUGUAUGUGUGUUUUGUUUCCAGGCUGUGAACUCUGCUAAGAAGUACUACAACAACGAGCACAUCUACCCCUUCAUGUACCUGGCUGGCUACCACUACAGGUCCGGGGAGGUCCGGGAGGCACUGGGGGCCUGGGCCGAGGCUGCACAGGUCAUGCAGGAGUAUGUUACCGGGGCAACUAGCCUAGCUACCUUCUCUAUGCGCCUUACACUGCUGCUCUGUGUCAACUAUCUGUGUCUUACGGUAAAACGUAUGUUUGGCCCAGAGAAAUAACCUUUGGCAUCAUUCGUUUAAGUGUCCCUUCGCUAACGUAAUGCCUUAUUGAUUCUUUAUGUAAUGAAAAGAGCUAUAAAAGAUACAAAUUAUUAUUACAUUAUUAUUGAAACCAUGGAUGCUGAGGCAAAGCCUGUUGACCAUCUCUUGCUGAGGUACGCAGUGACAAUUUACACCAGUUGCUGUUUCACCUUUCUGACAGCAGAGGGCAGCAGAUGCCUCGCUGUAAUGUUAGGGUGUUAGUUACCUCAUUAAAUGACAUUGUCAUUUCAGGCUAGCUUGAGAUUUUAUGACAUUAUACUCAUUAUAUUGCAUGCACAUAUUCUAGGGGCAUAAUUUAGUCUGACUAACAGGGUGUGGGUAGCCUAAAUACGAUCGCAGGGAACUUCCCUCCAGCGUUGGCUCUGGUCCUCGUGGGGCUGUAAACCUGCACUUUACUCGCACUUAAACACUGUUCAUCAGCCUGCCAGGGCUAAAAAUACUGACCGACCCAAUCACAGGGAACAGGCGACGGGCCGAUUCCUCCCGUUUCUUUCUCUCUCUGUCUGUCUCUCCGUCUCCUCUAGGAUAUGUGCACCAGGCACGCGCAGAGUGCCAAGUCAGUACAUUCCCUCUCCUCUCUCGACACUUCUUUACCUCUCUGCCUUUCCUGUUUCACCCAUUGUUCUUCAGUCUCGGCUCCCUCCGCUUGCUGUCACGACAACAAGGAACAUGGCGUGUGAUCUACAAACAUAUACAUAACAUGAAGUUUUUGAGUAUAUUCUAUCAUGUUUUUGGUUUUCUGCCAAAAAGAAGAGAUACAAGUGUUCACACCAUUUAAUAUCCCUUUUACUGCGUACGUGGAAAAUAAAUAACAUUACUAUUUAAUUCAUGAAAGGUCAUCACGAACUGACACUUGAAAAAAUAAAAUUAAAAAAAAUCCCACCUCGUGAGCUUUAUAACAAUGUGUGAUGAUCUCAACUGUGUACUUGUUCUCCCACCCCCCUCCCCCCAGCUACAACUACUUUCGCGAGGACGAAGAGAUCUAUAAGGAGUUUUUCGACAUCGCCAACGACGUCAUCCCCACCCUGCUGAAGGAGACGGCUGCAGCUGCUGAGAGCGGAGGGGAAGGAGGAGAAAAGGUCAUUACUAGUGGAAUUUUACAUCUCAGUUUAAUCUCAUGUCCCAGAGUGAUGCAUUAAUAAUAGCUCAUAUUACAGCUAAUGUCUUUCAUUGAUGUAUUGAAUGGACCCCUUUCAUCUAACUUCCCCCUCUAUCUAUUCUCUGCUCAUUUCCUUUGUAUUUCCAUUCGUUUCUCUCUCUACCUCUCUCUCUCUACCUCUGUACCUCUCUCUCUCUACCUCAGGACCAGCCCAUACAGGCCUCGGCCCUCCAGGACCCAGAAUGCUUUGCCCACCUGUUGCGGUUCUAUGACGGUAUCUGUAAGUGGGAGGAGGGAAGCCCCACCCCCGUCCUCCACGUGGGCUGGGCCACCUACCUGGUCCAGUCCCUCAGUCGCUUUGACGCACAGGUAAUCACACCACCACAAGCCUGAACUAUCCCUUUAAAGUCAACCCUAUUCACUUUAAAGGGAUAUUCCCCUCAAAAUAGAACCUAUUUAACCCACAAACCUGGAACAUCCCUUUUAAAACACUUAUUAUAUCCUUGUUCACUGUUACAUCCUCCACAGAUCCGUCAAAAAGUGUCAAUCAUCACCAAAGAGCCGGAGCCCCAGGACGACGACGACCAAUCCAGCGAGGACCCCCGCGAGGGGCGAAGACGUGGCCCGAGACGCGAGUCCAAACUGGAAGACCAAGCUUCCCCUCCUACCCAAUCCACCCCCACCACCACCCCUGUCCCACCACCAACCCAGCCCGCCCAGGCCAAGAAAAUAGGUGGCGAGGGCGGGACGCGGCGUCGCUCCUCAGGGCUCCGCGGCGGAGACCCAGAAGGCAAGGCCAAGUCCCCCAGCCCGGUGCCCUCUCCUGCCCAACAGCUGCCCUCCCCCAGCGUGGGUCCCCUGGUGGCCUUCCAGAGCAAGAAGAUGAAAGGCAUGAAGGAGCUGCUGUCUGCAGCCAAGAUCAACUCCAGCGCCAUCAAGCUGCAGCUCACCGCCCAGUCACAGGUGCAGAUGAAGAGGCAGAAGAGCACGCCGUCGGGAGACUACACCAUGUCAUUCAUGAAGCGCCAGCGCAAAUCUCUGUAGAAGGAGGACUUUCUCUAGCCUGGUUCCCAGGUCUGGUUGUGUUGUAUAGCCAACUCUUAUGGUCAUUGUCAUGGGAGUUGUCUAUACCGCACAAACAGAUCUGUGAACCAGGCUAGAGUUUCUCUCCAUUGGGAGAAAAACGAAGGGAGACUGUCUGUAGGACCGACUGUGAGAGGCAAGGCAAUACAAACAAAACUGCUGCAUCUGCGAUUUGCUGAGUUUAUUUUAGCAAUCAUAUCAUAAGCCCUGAUAAGGUCAUAAGAAGGUCGGUAAGCACAUGACACACGUGUACAUGUGGAGGUAGUCACUUUAAUCAAGUUUGAACAGAAUUGUUGAUCAAGUCGUUCUUUUUAAUCUUGUGAUUCAAUAAUG